Molecule: messenger RNA, 789 nt
Organism: Liolophura sinensis
Lineage: Eukaryota; Metazoa; Mollusca; Polyplacophora; Chitonida; Chitonidae
Product: rhodopsin, GQ-coupled-like
Exons: 1
Coding region: 1-789 (262 amino acids)
Biological process (GO): positive regulation of cytosolic calcium ion concentration; inflammatory response; adenylate cyclase-activating G protein-coupled receptor signaling pathway
Cellular component (GO): plasma membrane
Molecular function (GO): G protein-coupled receptor activity
Source: RefSeq, a predicted model, not a curated record
AUGAACAACUCGGCUACACUAAACGCGAUCUCUGAGACUUCAGACCUGGCGACUUUCUCAAAUUUUGCCCUUCUUGUGCCGGCAACCUUUGCCAACCUGUUGGCUAUUGUGAUUUUUUUUCGCUCUGUGCGCCGCGAGGGGCAUGUUGCGAAUUUAUUUCUUCUAUGUCUGAGUUGCACAGACCUUCUGGGUUGUUUUUACGGUUUGCAUGUAGUUGCCACACCGCUCUAUCAACACCUUUUUAGCCCGGUCAUUUGUUCGAUCUUGGUGUUUUUUGGAGCCUUCUUCGGCUUGCUGUCGGCUCUGUCUGCCACUGUUCUGGCCAUUGACAGGUACUUCGCCCUGUGCAAGCCUUACACUUACGGAAUAGCCUUCACUAGAAAACGGGCGUUCCUGUACAUAGGCAUUAUUGUACUAAUAGCAACUUCGGUGUGCCUGAUCAACGUUGUUGGACUCGGUAGCUCUCACCAAUUCGUGAACAACUCGGAUGGAUCUCAGACAAUCCAGUGUUCUUCUCGACUCUACCAGACGGCCCCGGAACGCCGUGUCUUCGGCUACCUGUAUGGAAUUCUAGGAACUGCUGUCCUCCUCGUGGUCACCUUCUGUAACGUACAGGUAAUCAUUACAGUGCUGAAGAUGAGGCGGCGCGUUGCGAGCCUUGAAGGAGCAGGGGCCGUCGGCCAGACGAACCAGGUAGAGGUGAAGUUUGCCCGGGUGAUCAUAGGCCUAUCCAUCGUCCUCCUCGUGUGUUGGUCUCCUUUCAUGGUGAGCUUGAACAGGAUCUUUUAA